AUGCAGAAACAGAAACGCGAGAAUGGUCCCCACAACCGGGCUGGGGAUAGGAUGCACAAACGCGCGAAUGGACCCAACCGGGAGCCACGUAGCGUUACGAAGCGAUUCAAAGAGCAACCAGGUCGCGAGAACACGACGACAGGCACGGUAGAAGAGGUUCUGGACAUCGAAGCCCGGACUCUUCUCGCCAAGUUAAAGUUACGGCUUGGAGAAACCAGCAGUGCUGCUGGACCCGGAGCCGGAGCCGGGUACGUGGAGCGGAACGGGAAACUAGACGAGCAGCAGGGUACUCGUACUGUUGUGAACGGCGACACAGACACACACUCACACUCCCACCUGAGAGACCGAGCACCCGCAUCGCACGCGGAACCACAACCACAACCACAAACAACAGAUUUGGAGCUGGACCUCGAAAUCCAAGAGCUCUCCUCGACGGGCGACGGGCUGGCGUACGCGCCCGACAAGAACGCGGACCGGGACCUCAUCCACGUCGUCCCCUUCGCCGUGCCAGGCGACAAGGUUACUGUCAAGACGUACCCCCAGAAGCAACCUCACCACAGAGCAUGGACGCGAGUCGACCUCGUCAAGGUCGUGACCCCCUCGCCGAAACGCGCGGGAACCACCCCACAGUGCCCAUACUUCGGCACUUGCUCGGGCUGUCAGCUCCAGAUGCUGCCCUACAAGGACCAGCUCGCGCACAAGAAAACCAUCGUGGAAAAGGCGUUCCGGCACUUUUCGAAUCUGGACCCCUCGCUCGUGCCACCUGUGGACGACACCAUCGGUAGCCCGCUCGAGUAUGGCUACCGGACGAAGAUCACGCCGCAUUAUGACGGCUGUUCGCGGUCGAGGCCGUGGAAGGAAGGUGACGCGCCCCCGCCGUUUGGGUUCGGGAGGAAGAUGAACCAGAAUGAGGGGAAGGUGCUGGAUAUAGAGCAGUGUCCUAUUGCGACGGAGAUUUUGAAUGCCGGGCUCAAGAUCGAGCGGGAGAAGGUGGCGCGGACGUUUUGGAAAAAGAGGACGGGCACGACGGUGUUGUUGAGGGAGAGUACGACGAGGGAGGUCCUUCCCUCGUCAACACCGCUUGAGGUUCAGCGUGAGGAUGAGAGUGGUAAAGAGGCUGUAAAUUCCAACGGCACUACCGCAACCAUCACGGCAACGCCAGACCACGAGCAAGAGCAGGACCUAUCUUCCCUCCCGCUGGAAUAUCCUGGCACUCCGACCUCGACCUCAUCCUCAACGUCCUCGACGACAACCCAAAUAACAUACACGUAUGGGCCCCACCACUUUCGAGACACAAAGACCUACACAUCUGACCACCACGCCGUCACGACCGAGCACAUUGGCCCCUUCACCUUCAAGACGGCAGCCAACUCGUUCUUCCAGAACAACAACUCCAUCCUGCCCACCUUUCUGGCGUACAUUCGCGACAAUAUCCUGCCCACACCUACCUCGACUUCCUCUUCGUCUCCGUCCUCGACGGAUCGCCUCCCCAUCAAAUACCUCCUCGACGCAUACUGCGGCUCGGGCCUCUUCUCCGUGGCACUCGCCUCGCGCUUCUCCUCCGUCCUCGGCAUCGACAUUGACGAGGCCUCGAUCCGGUGCGCGCGCGACAACGCCACCAUCAACGCCGCCGUUCACAAGUACCUUUGUGGGGAUCACAGCGGAGAUGGCAGUGGAAAGGGAAGUAAACACCUUCGCGGCGCUGGCGCCGGUGGUGGUAAGGAUGGUAUCGGUGGCACCGCUACCAGUAAGGAAAGCACUAACCUCGGCUUCAUCGCCGCGGAUGCGCAGCACAUCUUUGACGACGUGCCCUUCCCAGCGGCGCAGACCGUCUGCAUUAUCGACCCGCCCAGGAAGGGCGCGUCGCGGGACUUUCUCCGUCAGCUGUGCGCCUAUGGGCCCAGGCGCGUCGUGUACGUCAGCUGUAAUGUGCAUACGCAGGCGAGGGACGUAGGGAUGUUGGUUGCCGGGGUAGGCCGGGAGGAUGGCCACUCGGGGUCCCAAAAGCGGUGGAGGUACGAGAUUGAAAAGCUUGGCGGGUUUGACUUCUUCCCGCAGACGGGACAUGUCGAGGGGGUAUGUUUCUUGAAUAGAGUCGAAGAUUAG
Molecule: messenger RNA, 2106 nt
Organism: Cladophialophora yegresii CBS 114405
Lineage: Eukaryota; Fungi; Ascomycota; Eurotiomycetes; Chaetothyriales; Herpotrichiellaceae
Exons: 1
Coding region: 1-2106 (701 amino acids)
Biological process (GO): tRNA processing
Molecular function (GO): tRNA (uracil(54)-C5)-methyltransferase activity, S-adenosyl methionine-dependent
Source: RefSeq, a predicted model, not a curated record